Molecule: messenger RNA, 324 nt
Organism: Aspergillus luchuensis
Lineage: Eukaryota; Fungi; Ascomycota; Eurotiomycetes; Eurotiales; Aspergillaceae
Exons: 1
Coding region: 1-324 (107 amino acids)
Source: RefSeq, a predicted model, not a curated record
AUGCAUACAGGAGUGACAGACGACAUUUUGCAGUUGAUUGAUCGAGCUUUCACGGACCCCAUGUUUGAGCUACAAGAAAAAGAAGAUGGGGUGGUGACAGUCAAGGAAUUGACGCCUCAAUUGGGUGAAGUAUUGCCGGUACUACAAUCAUCAUCAACAAACAGGGGAGAAACGGAACUGCCGGGUGGAAAUGGAUGGAGUGGCGAUGACGGGAGAGGGCGAUCUGGCCAGAUACAAGUUGGUUGGCAAGUGGGGAUGGGGCUCGCGGGCAGCCUGACUAAUGCUAAGGAUGAACUGGCGACUGCAGGUCAAUUAGUUAGUUAG